Stylonychia lemnae is the source of this 1611-nucleotide messenger RNA. The record is from the annotation of a GenBank genome assembly. NCBI's taxonomy places the organism in Eukaryota, Ciliophora, Spirotrichea, Sporadotrichida, Oxytrichidae.
AUGAUGAGCAAGCUAAAAACGAUCUCUGAAAUACAUAGACAAGAUAUAAGAGCUACAAUUAUCAAUUCAGAUAAGAAUCACUACGAAAUGUAUAAAGUGUAUCUGAAUAAUGCUGAAAAGAAAUUUAAAGGAGAAAUUGACUUGCUAAAAGGUCAGUUAAAGAGGUUUAAUCUUGAGACAUUCAGUACAUAAAAAAUCAUAUUCAAACUAUCAACCAUCAUCAUUUACAUGGAACAAUUUUUUGAUGAGAUCAAAUUGAAAUUUGAAACAAAUGACUACAAUGGUGUGGCAUAGCUGCUAGGAGUCAAAUUUAACAAAUCUAGAAAGACUCAAAGCAGGAAACAACUUGAGGAAGAUAUAAGAAAUCUAAAGUUUAAUGCAGAGAAUCAAAUCUCCGAGAAACCACUUAAGGGAGGUUUUGGAUCUAAAAAAGCAAGUUUUGAUAUUAGUAUUUAACCACCUUAAACAAUUUUAAGUGAAGAUGAUGAAGAUCAAGAUUUGCUAGACGAUAUAAGUCUUAGAGACUAAAAGAUCUCUUAUCUUUUACAAGAAAUUAGUUCAUAUAAACAGCAACUAGAUUAAGUAAAAUCUGAAUACAAAAAUCUUGAAAACUACUCAGACAUGAUAAGCUUAGAUCUUGAGAGGAUAAGAGCGAAAUACUCAGUCUCUGAAAAUAGAUGUAAAGAUUUGCAAAAGAUUAUUGAGUCAAUGUCCAAAGGGCAUAAGGACAAGUUCGAGGACAUUUAACUUAUGUUUUUCGGCAAAGAGUAGGAUCUUGUCUCAAAGAUUAAUGAGGAAAAAGCCAGAUUUGACAAGUUUAAGAGUGAGAUCGAUAUCGAAUUGAAGAUAAAGGAUACUAUCAUUGAAAGACUAGAAAACUAUAAUAAGGUUCUUAAAAAUGAAAUCACAAUGGGUAAAAGAGUUCUCUAAGAUCCAAGACUGAGUCAAAUAGUGUCUAGAAAUUUUAGAUCUAACAUUCAAGAUUUCAACCAAAAUGAUUAUUUCCUUAAAGAGAAUUCAAAGGUCGCUACUAUUCUUAAAGAAUAAGAUGAACUGAGAAAAAAUAUUGAAGUUUAAGGCAUUCCAGAUGAGGUGAUGAGGAUUAGAAGUGACAACUAUACGCCAGGUAUUCUGAGGAUAAAAUAAAAAAUGAAUAAUUCAGUUACAAUACAAUCAGACACAGAAUCUAUAAACAAUACUAGAAAUAUAUCAAUGAUGUAGGAUACAUAUCAAAACUUAAAGAGCAUCAAAAAUGAAAUGCCUAGCACUUAAAACUAAUAAUACAGGCAGUAGAUGGUGAUUAAUCAUGCAGACAUUUAAAAUUACUUUAGCUAGAGAAAGAAGUCAAAGACUCCCUUUAACAAGUUCAGAGUAGCAAAACAGAUAUCAAUAUUUGAUGAGUCUUAAAAUUCAAAGCAGAGUUAAUUCUCUACGUUUUAGGAUACAAGCUUCCAGUUUGCACCUUCUACAAGGACUACAUAAAGAAAUGUCUUUAGCAAUGAUAGACAGAGAAACCGCACCCUUCUAAUAGAAGAUAAAGAUAGUAAUAUACUUGGAAACGAUGUAAGCUUGGUAUUAUAGCAUUUAAAGAAAAAGAGAGAACUAUAAUGA